Messenger RNA from Acanthaster planci (crown-of-thorns starfish), 2408 nucleotides. Its product is annotated as transmembrane emp24 domain-containing protein 6-like. Lineage: Eukaryota; Metazoa; Echinodermata; Asteroidea; Valvatida; Acanthasteridae. The record is from RefSeq and is a predicted model, not a curated record.
UGCCACCGGUUCGAAUCCGGCCUGCACGGUGCCUCCAGUGAUGACUGGCCUCUUCGUGGUCCACAGUCGUGCAUGAUUGAACAUCACCAAUAUGUUGACCCUGUGGACAGACAAGAGCCGUGGAUCAGCGUGUCGCUAAAAAUUGUCGUCGAGCCUGGGAAGGAGGAGUGCUUCUUCCAAAGAGUCCGUACAGGCAUGAAGUUCGACCUCGGUUACUAUGCCACCAGUCAGGAUGUAAAUACCAACUUACGGGUGAUCAUCAGGUCGGACCGAGGAGAGAGACUCUAUGAAUCCUACGAAGAACUGGCAGAUCAUUUUAAUACGGUAGCCCACUAUGAUGGUUUAUUCACUAUCUGCUUCAGCAAUCAAGCGUCUCGACACUAUGCUAAGAAGGUCUCGAUGGCAAUCGACAUGUACGAAGAGACCAAAGUUCGAGAGUACUUUCGGCUAAAAGAAGAAAAGGAAGUUCUUUUUGGCAAUGCGUCGGAGUCUCUCAUGAGAACAUGGAAACACUUGUGGCGCGCGUCCCGCGAGCAGUUCAUACUCCGUCAAACCACGCAGAGAGACGAGGAAUUCAUGGCCAACAACGCAGACUACAUCCUGUACUGGUCCGUGGCUCAGGCUAUCAUCAUCAUAUCAGCAGGCGUGGGUCAAGUCUUGGCCCUGCGGAGCCUUUUCAACGUCAAGGCUCUGACGCCGACCCAAAAGCCCAGAUGCUAGGUUUUAGCGGUAAGCCAGCCAAAAUGCCAACAUAAUAACAUAAGCAGUGAGGAUGUACAUCCCCGUGAUCUCCAUUUUGAUAUGGCUUUGUAAGAUUUGUCAAAGGGAAUGUGAAGUCUGACAUUUCAACAGAGGGCAGCUCGUCUACUCUCAAGACAAGCAAUAAAGCCAUUUUCCCACACAUGCUUUAUCCCCAGAAAUCCCGAGGCCCAUUUUCCCCGGCCACAGUCGCAACCUUCGAAUUCAGCUUCAGUUUCAUGGAGCAACGAGGAACAGAAAUUCACUAAGAAAAAAAAUCUUGCUGUGCUGUGCCACAGAAACAGCUUACCAACCAAACUGUCACAAUGGGGGCAUAAUUGACUGUACAGCUGGCUCCCUUCGCAUUUGGCUAACUACGAAAAGUGAGCCCGUUCGGUAUUUCAAAAAAGACCUCGCGCAGGAGCGUUGCUAAUUCCCGAAUGACUUCGGGCGUCAUCAUUUUGGGCAUGCACUGUUGGAAUUCCGAGCUGGCUCAUUGCCAAGCACAUUUUCUGCUUAGCCGUACUACGUACAUUGGGCAUGGUUAACCGAGACCGGGGAAAAUUUAUCACAAUUCCUGUAGUAUACGCGUCCAAGCUGUAAAUCCUCCUUCGACAGAGCGCCCCACCCACUGCGGACGUCAGCCAAUCCCCGUGUUUCACAUGCGCGGGCGCGCACGUCAAAUACGAAUCACAGAUGUUGUUAGUUUAAGCGCACGUGCAGGACUAAAAGAAAAAACUUCCACCCCCCUGCACCACAUGGUCGAUUAAUUUUGCACAACAAAGUUUUAAGCAAUCAGGUUUGACCAUUUAUGCAAAUUUUACUUUCUUCUCUUUUGUCUAAGGAUUCUUCUUCGUGACAACAUGUUGCGGAUUUAAAACAGUUUUUUCUUUUUUGGGUAAUUUCAGUUUGUUUUCGCUCAAUCGUCAUAAUUUCUAGAUGGGGUUAGCAGUUUUGAUGGUUUCAAAGUUUAAUAAUUUUCAAACUCAUGACUUCCGUUUACUUGCUUAGAAACGUAAAUUCGAAUUCGAAAUUGUGGUUUGGAAUAAUAUUUUGCAUGUCUUUCUUUCGUUACACUUUCACAGCAAUCUGAAAUUGAGAAAUAAGACAUGUGGGAUAUAAAAACUGAUUAUCAAAAAUUUAAAACAAUCACAGGAAAUAUGGUGAAUUACAUCGUGAAAUCGACACCAAUAAAAACCUUCCAGAUCUUUAUUUGGUUUAAGCAUUUAUUUCUUCUGCUUUUAACCUGUAUUUUUAACGGAAAUACAUUUGGUAUACUUCAUAUACAAGUAAGUCUUUUAACUUUGUACUUUCAUCAGCAAAACUUUGGAUGAGGAUAAAACGUCAAACCACACCACCGGCUGUUCUUUCAUUCCUUCAAUUAAAGAAGGGGAGGGGGAAAGGCGGGAGGAGAAAAAAAAAGUUGAGCUGCUAUUUCGAAAUUGAUUUCUUGUCGAAAUUUUGUCUUAAUUAUAUAGUGUUUUGUCGGGCAACAAAAAGGCCGAUUCCCACAUUUGGUGAUUGGAAUGAUAAAGAUAAUUUUACCGUAAGUAGUAUUAAUAAUUCAUUUCAAAGUUUCACAUAAGUAAUGAGUGAUUAAUACUUUUAAUUUUACAUGCCUUUAAGUUUUUUUUAAUAAAAGUGCAUUCUUUGCAACAUACAUGCACGAA